CAGAGAGUAUUCAUUCAUCACAAUGAGAGCGACAAAAUUAAUUUUAUUUUUUUCGUUAUUCUGUGCUACUCAAAUUCAUGGUUUCCCUUAUGACAAAUCUCAUUUCAAAGAAGUAACAAUAGCAGAUGGCAUUAUUCGUGGGAAAUUAUUAACUACACACAAAAAUAACGAUUUUUAUGCUUUUGAAGAUAUUCCUUACGCUCAACCACCAAUUGGAACAUUAAGAUUAAAGGAAGCUUUGCCACCAUUAAAAUGGGAAGGAGUAUUAAAUACCUUAGAAGACUCAAAAAUAUGUCAUCAAUUUAAUCUGAAUUAUUCUGCUCCUAAAGAAAAUGAAGAUUGUCUCCAUUUGAAUGUUUAUUAUCCAGCGGAUCAAAAUGAUGGUGAAUUACUUUCCGUUUUGGUCUGGAUACAUGGAGGAGGAUUUGUAGGUUGGUCGGGAGCUAUUGAUUCAUUUGGACCCCAUUAUUUUAUUGAUAAAAAAAUAGUAGUUGUUACCGUCAACUAUAGACUUGGGCCUCUAGGGUUCUUAAGUACGGACGAUGGUGUAGUACCUGCCAAUCUUGGACUUAAAGAUCAGAAUCUAGCACUGAAAUGGGUACAGCAAAAUAUAGCGAGUUUUGGGGGUGACCCAUCGAAAGUUACUAUAAGUGGACAAAGUGCGGGAGCAGCUUCAGUUGGAUAUCAUGUAUUAAAUAAAAAAUCACAAGGUUUGUUUAGAGCAGCCAUUAUGCAAAGUGGCUCUCCUUUGACAUGCUGGGCUUUACAUAAAAAUGCCAGACAUGUGGCUCAGGCUUUAGGCAAUGCUUUAUCACCUACUAAUCAGAAAAAUUUGACAUCGCAGGAAAUUUUACAUUUAGUUAAAACAGCAGAUAUAGAGCAAUUAAAACAAGAAACUUUUAAACUUCAGGUUAAGAAGUAUUUAGAACCCAACUUCGGCAACUGUCAUCCAAUGACUUCGAUUCUUAUGAGUGUUGUAAAAGAGGAAGAACAUUAUGAAAAUCCUUUUGUAACGGGCAUGAACCACGAGAAACUGAAAAACGGAGAUAUAACUCAAGUACCCAUUUUGAUCGGUAUUAAUUCACUAGAAUCGUUAUUUUUUAAUAUACCUGGUCUACUUCUUCAAACUAGUUUAAUAGAUGUCAACGUAAGUCUCAGCAUUACUGCAAACAUUAACAUGAGAGAUGAAAAUAAAAGCGAAGCUGGAAAUGAACUGAAAAAUUUGUAUACUAACUCUUCAUUUGUUUCAAGUCAAUCAGGUUCCAUCAAUUACAUGAGUGACUGUUUAUUUACCACACCAAUCGCAAGGCAUGCUUUUUUGCAAUCUCGAUACACAGACGUUUAUUUCUACCAAUUCUCCUAUUACGGAAUCUUGGGCAGAUAUGAAUUUAACGAUAUUAAAGGUGCCUCUGGUGUUGGACAUCAAGAAGAAUUGGGAUAUUUUUGGCAUAAUGCAACUGCUGAUAACCUAAACCGAUUUCCCAAAGAAGAUAUUUUGACCCAUGAGCGGGUUAUGGACUUGUGGUCACAAUUUAUUAAACAUUUGAAUCCUACUGUCAAUAACUCUGAAAUCUUAGGAGAUUUGAAAUGGCCUAAAGUUACCGAAGAAGACUUCUUAUACUUAGAUAUUAAUUCAGAAUUAUCAGUAAAGAGGGGACCAAAGAAGUAUACGGAUUGGAAUAAUAUUUAUUCAAAAUAUACAAACGAAAAGUUGGAUACGUAUUAAAAGUACUAUGUACCUAUUAAAUUAAUAAAAACACUACGAC
Molecule: messenger RNA, 1766 nt
Organism: Psylliodes chrysocephalus
Lineage: Eukaryota; Metazoa; Arthropoda; Insecta; Coleoptera; Chrysomelidae
Source: the annotation of a GenBank genome assembly